Manis javanica (Malayan pangolin) is the source of this 4658-nucleotide messenger RNA. RefSeq names its product hippocalcin like 4 (gene HPCAL4). Lineage: Eukaryota; Metazoa; Chordata; Mammalia; Pholidota; Manidae. The record is from RefSeq and is a predicted model, not a curated record. Gene Ontology annotation, molecular function: calcium ion binding.
CUCCUGCAGCCGGGCCUCACAGACCACCGGGUCCCACCUGAAACCCCGCCCGCCACUCCGCCCCAGUGGAGCCAAUCAACGCCCAAUUUGCCCGUGAUGAGGAGGGGCUUAUGCAAAUCAGAUCGCCUCCGAAAGAUACAUAGUGAUACAAGAGCUGGGAGGUGGCUUCGGUGCGGACCUUGGAGAGCCUGGCCGCCAGCCCGCGAGCCAAUCUCGGUCCCCGCGGCCCGCCGAGGCUCGGAGCUAUCCCGCGACCCGGCGAGCGGCUUCAGACCCUGCCAUGGGGAAAACCAACAGCAAGCUGGCCCCAGAGGUGCUGGAGGACCUGGUUCAGAGCACCGAGUUCAGCGAGCAGGAGCUGAAGCAGUGGUACAAGGGCUUUCUGAAGGACUGUCCCAGCGGCAUCCUCAACCUGGAGGAGUUCCAGCAGCUCUACAUAAAGUUCUUCCCCUACGGCGACGCCUCCAAGUUUGCGCAGCACGCUUUCCGCACCUUCGACAAGAACGGCGACGGCACCAUCGAUUUCCGGGAGUUCAUCUGUGCCCUUUCGGUCACUUCCCGCGGCAGCUUCGAGCAGAAACUCAACUGGGCCUUUGAGAUGUACGAUCUGGAUGGGGACGGGCGUAUCACACGCCUCGAGAUGCUGGAGAUCAUCGAGGCUAUCUACAAGAUGGUGGGCACCGUGAUCAUGAUGCGUAUGAACCAGGAUGGGCUCACACCCCAGCAGCGUGUAGACAAGAUCUUUAAGAAGAUGGACCAAGAUAAGGACGACCAGAUUACGCUGGAGGAGUUCAAGGAGGCGGCCAAGAGCGACCCAUCCAUUGUGUUGCUACUGCAGUGUGACAUGCAGAAGUAGAGGCUGGUGCCGGGCGUGGCCAGGCGGGGUGCGGCCACUGCCCAAGCUGUUGACCUCUCAGCUGGCCCUUCCCCAGGGGGAGGGGUACUCUGGCCUCACUCUCUGGCCUAUCCACCCCUCUGCCCAAGCCCUUGCUUCUCUCUGUCAAGAUCCUUGAGGGACCACCUCACCCUGGAAAAGACAGAUCCUCAGGUAUCCUGUGGUUAGCCCCACCCCCAUUCACUGGGCCUGGCUUUUGCCCCAGGAGGCAGGGUUAAAGGGGGGACUGGGGUUCUGCUUUGAAAUUCUGUUCUUCCUGAGAUUAUGCUUUAUAGGAUAUGGUCUCACAGACCCCAGCUAAAGGGCCAAAUUGGGUCUGUCCUUUGCUGAUCACCCAGAUUCCUUAAAGGUGGUCUCUGCCCUGCCCUCCUGACUCUACCUGGCCCCUUUCUUCCCAACCUUUGGAGUGUUCCUUCAGUCCUUUCUUCAGCAAAUGUUUAUGGAGCACCUGUUCAGUGCCAGACACCUCUAAGUGCAAAGGCACAGUUUACAAGACACAUUCCAUGCCCUCCCGGGGCUCACAGGGUAUCGAGGCAAACUUCCAGGGGUCAAGGUCUCUGACGGGAACAUUGAACACAGCUGAGUAGAGGAUAUGGUGAGGUUGGUUAGUAUGAGGGGAACUAUUAAAUUCAUCAGCCCAGCUCCACACAGAGCUGCUGAAGGGUGAAAUGAAAAGUGAUUGGAAGUCUAGGAACCAUGUGAGUGGAAAUUUUCAGAAAAGGAAAUUUAUGUAAUACUUAUUUUUUUAGUGCCCUCUAAAGGAGCUAAAGUCAUUUUAUUAGUUUAGGAUAUUAAAACAUACUUUGUAUUACUUAGUUUCUUAUAAAAUGAUUAAAUGAAUAUAGAAAGUACUAAUUUUCAGUGGGGGGAAAGAGCUGAGGAAAAAAGACGAAAAAUAUUACCAAAUGUACCAGACAAUACUUUUCGUAUCAGCCUAAGUCCUGAGCUGUCAUCAGCCGCAGUUUCUGCUGCUUUCUUUUUAAUGAUGUUUUUCAAUUCAGAGAGCAACUCUCCAUUGUGCACUUCCUUUAGUUGGGGGCUGAUUUUGGAAAACAGGAAAAAUAAGGUUUGCGGAGAGUGAGACAAGUAUAUGUCCUACAUCUUGGAAGUUCCUUUCUGGAGGUGGUCUAGUGUCAAGGAUGGGCUGUUCUUUCACUGCUACAGAAGCAGAAAGAGCUGGAAGAAGAAGACCACUGGCCACUGUUUAGGCUGCCAGGCUGCAUUUCUGGACCAAAUGCCUAAAAAUGCACUGGGCACACUCCAUUUGAAAGGCUUUUUCUAACCCUAAAUCCUAAAUCUGCCAGGUAAUUCAUCACCUUCCAAGAGCACUGGCUUUUUUUCCAAUGCCUGUUUUCCAGUUUUGAAUCCAUAAGCUAUACAGCUGCAUGCUUUGACUUCCAGAAAAUUAAUCUUGCUUCUUCACCAAGUCUUUUGCUUUUCUUUCUCUUGUACUUGUGAUUAGAAAUUUUGAUGUGCAGUGACAGUUGAUUUCCUCUUGAACCACCGGUGGAAUAGUCUAGUACACAGGUACUGUCAGCCCAGGGUGGGAGCAGGGAAUGAUUGCUGAGUCAGGGGGUGUGGGAUUGUAUCUGCAGGAAAGAGAUGCAGCAUGCCUCUUACUUCUGAGUGCUCAUCUCUCCUCUCACUCUGCAGAGGGAAACUCUUGGGGAUGCUGACUUUUGGUCCCACACUAUCCUGGACCUUCCUUCUUGCUGCCCAUGGAGGUAGCAAGGCCACUGAGUUGCCAUCCUCUUUCUAUCCUUCUGUCUAUGAUGAGCUGCACAUUAUAAGGCUGGGGAAUUCACAUCCUCAGCAGAAACCAGCAGGUUUUUAUCCAGGAAUGCCUCAGGGGAUGUUCCACUGCUCUCAGGAGCUGGCCAUUAAGUGUGUCUCGUGCUGUCAGCACCACAGAUACAUAGCUCAGUCUAGCUCAGCUGAGACUUCCAGUAACGACCUUUCUACCAGACGGGGUUCCUAUCCCCCACAUGUUGAAACUAACCUAACACACAAGCACACAGAACUUCAUGGCUUCCAAAGGCUUGUCAAUUACCCCAUCUCAUUCUGUCCUCACAGCCUAGGGAAAUAGGGAUUUUCACUCCCUUUCUGCAGAUUUGGAAAAGAGGCACAGAGAGGGGGAGUCCCUUGUGCAAGAGCACACAGUCAGGAGGUGGCACAUUGCCAAGACUUGAACCCAGAGCUCUAAGAGGGUUUCUUCCCUUCGGAGUUUCUUCCCUGCCCAUUUCUCUGAUAGACUCAUACAGAGGUUGACUAUGGGGCAAGCUAUGUUAGUUUUUGUCUUUUACAAGCUUCCUGCUAAGAAGUUUCUGAGACUGUGGUCUUCCAAAGAGAAAUAGGACUUGGCUGAAGUGCCCAUAUUUUCAAGCAUCUUGUUUUCUGCUUUUGGGCAGCUCUGCCAAUGGGUCAGCAGUGUUCUAGGAGGCCUCUGAUUCAGAACCCUGGAAGCAUCUUGUACUGUCUUUACCACCAUCGUCAUCCCUAAGAGAACUGUUUUUGUUUUUUCCCAGCUGGUGGGCAGGUCCUACCCAUGAGGGCAUGUUUGAUCACUCUAAUCCUCUGGACACAUACCCAUGGGUGAUAUUUGCUGGCCAGGCCAAAGAUUCUCAGAAAGCCAGCAAUGUGAACACAUAAUGCUAGGCUGGGAACUAGGACAACCAUCUUGCUGAUUGGAGGAGACACAGGUGAGCCAGGCCUUGCUCCCACAUGCUCCUGAAUGUCCCAGAGACUUUGUGCUCAGGAGCUCCUAUGGUAGAGCAUCAACCCUGUCUUCAGCAGAGAGGCAGAUCUCCCAUUCCUGGUGCAGUCAAGAAGGACUUGCCAUAGAUUACAAGGUUAGCAGAAAUAAAAGUAUGACUUACAUAGACACAAAAAUAUACACACAGUUAAAACACUGAUAUAUCCAAAUUCUCCUUUGAAGUUCUGUGUCUCCUUGCAGCAACUCUGAAUUGCAAAGUCCCAGAAUAUGCCUUCUAACUGCAUUCUGUUAUUUAUCCUUUUGGGCUGAUUUAGAUGAGCCCCUUAUUUCUUAUCUCUAAGAAUCAUCAGCAAGGGCUACUUCUGAUGGUCACUUCAGUCCUUUGAACUGUAGUCGAGAUUAUAUAACUCACCUUUCAAUCAAAGGUUAAGAAAAAGAAAGCCCAUAAACUAAGGCACUGAAACUUUUCCUGACAAUGGCAAAGCCCGCAGAGUAGACAUCGCCCUGCUACAGAGUGAGAAAAGGAGGAGAUGGGAGAAAAAGGAGAGAGAAUAAGAGAAUACACUGGGGCUUCUAAGCAGGGUAGUAAGCUGACACUGUAAAUAUUUUACACAAAAAUUUACCAAAGCAACAAAUAUUUCCUGAAGAUCCACCCUAGGUGAGGCUUUGUGCCGACUUUAGAGAUCAUGUGGGGACAAGAAUACAUUUCUUACAUAUUUUAUUCAUCAUUUUGAAAAAAAUAAUUCAAAUCCCACAGUUGAAAAGUCUUAGAAAAAUAUGUGAUUUUUCUUUUUGAAAUUUUCAGAGUUUUCUUUUACCUUUGCCAGAGAAUACGAAGACAGGAACAGGCCUCCCAGGAUGUAUGGCCCUUCCUGCUUGGUGGAGGCUUGGGGAGCCGGGGGUUGGAUGGCAGAGGGGAGCCUCCCAAGCCAUCCUCCAGCGUGGCCACCUGUGCUGUCCCUGGCUGCACCCACAGUGACUGUCCUCACUGUCUGACCCUGUGCUGUGUGGUGUUUUUCUCACUGACAGUGAAUAAAAGGUGUGACUGUG